Messenger RNA from Aureococcus anophagefferens, 2311 nucleotides. RefSeq lists its product as hypothetical. The coding region runs from base 1 to 2163 and encodes 720 amino acids. The record is from RefSeq and is a predicted model, not a curated record. Gene Ontology annotation, cellular component: dynein complex. NCBI's taxonomy places the organism in Eukaryota, Pelagophyceae, Pelagomonadales, Pelagomonadaceae. Gene Ontology annotation, molecular function: dynein light intermediate chain binding; dynein intermediate chain binding; minus-end-directed microtubule motor activity. Gene Ontology annotation, biological process: microtubule-based movement. The transcript has 4 exons.
AUGCGCGACGCGGCCUGCUUCAACAUGCUCACGUCCAUCCCCUACUUCCGCAACUACCUCCGGAACAAGUGCUUCAACGCGUGGCGGUCGAACGUGAGCUUCCUGCUCUACAGCCGGCAGCGGCGCUACCUCAUGGACCGCCUCUUCCUGGGCAUGACGUCCUUCUGCGGGCCCCUGCUGGACCUGCGGACGCACAUGCACGAGAUGCAGCAGACGCGGCUUUUGGAGCCGGGCUCUCGGACGUUCGAGUUCGAGUGCGCGACGUUCGUCGACCGGCAGACCGCCGCGCGGCAGGAGGCGUCGAAGCAGCUCGACCACUGCAUGGAGCAGGCGGCGUCCUCGGUCCACGCCGUGUGCAAGGACAUCGUCACGCUCGCGAAGCCGUCGAAGGGCGGCCUCGGCGCCGCGGCGGCCGCGGCGGCGCCGCCGCCGGCCGACGCCAAGGGCGGCAAGGGCGACGACGUCGACGUCGUGUCGCGCGUCAUCCAGCAGAUGGAGGACCUGGAGAAGCCCAAGUCCAUGGCGGCGCUGCGCGAGCAGGAGGUCGAGCGCCACGCGAAGCUCCGGCGCGCCGCGCACGAGUGCCACCUGCUGCCCGAGUUCGUGCGCCUCGCGGACUACGUCGCCGUCGAGGCGCUCGUGGAGCUGCUCAUCAAGACCUGGGCGGGCUUCCUCGCGGAAUUACUGAGACCGCGGCGCCAGUCGGGGCUGCUGGAGACGACGAUCCGCUUCUCCGAGGAGGGCUCGACGUUCAGCCCGACGUGCGGCGCGAUCCAGACGGUGCUCGCCAACACCGCGGACAGCCUCAUCGCGACGCUCGGCGGCGUCAUGCGCAUCCUGUACCUGCGGCCCCUGGCCAAGUACAUCCCGUCGUCGUCGACGCCCAAGUCGUCGCCGAACGUGCAGGAGAUCGUCCGGAACAACGGCGACUUCAAGGCGACGUGCUUCGCGAUCAACGCCAAGGUCGAGAGCGACUUCAAGAAGGCCCAGGAGUACGUCGACGCGGCCUUCGACAAGGUCUGGCCCAUCUACGAGUACUCGCGGCGCUGGGACUUCGACGCGUACAAGCGCCAGGCGCACACCGUCGCGUCGCUGAAGAAGGAGAUGGAGAAGGUCGCGUCGUGGGAGAAGGAGCUCGAGAAGAUGCGCACGCGCCAGACCUGCGGCAUGCUCGAGGUCGAGAGCCGCAAGCUGCGGCAGACGCUCAUCCCCAUGACGACGGAGAAGAUGGAGGCUUUGAAGGACCUCGUCAAGGACCUGUCGCGCGCGAAAUGCAAGGACCAGCGCAACAAGUACAAGUCCGCCGUGUCCAAGAUCACGCCGCGGCCCAUGCACCUCAACGGCUUCACGGUCCUGCUCGAGCGCGUCGACGAGCAGCGCGUCCAGGCGCGGUCGCUCUUCAAGCACACGCAGAUCGUCGAGCAGAUGUACCAGAUGCUCAGCCACUACGACGUCAAGAUCCCCGACACGGACCUGGUCCAGGUCGACGAGCUCCGGUCCAUCCAGGCCAAGUACGCCGAGGAGCUCGAGGCCUGCCAGGCCUUCCGCGACGAGCGGCUCGCGGAGAUGACGCUCCAGCUCGAGGCGAACGUCGGCAAGUUCGCGGAGCAGGUCGCGCACAUCACGGCGGAUUUGGACGCGGGCCUCUUCAUCGACGUCGCGAACUUCGACAUGCCCGAGACCGUGCUCCAGGAGCUCGAGGCCGUGCGCGCGAAGCUCGAGAACCUCAUCCAGUCGGACCUGCUCCACAAGAAGCAGCAGAAGCUCUUCGGCGUCGCGGAGACGCGCGACAAGGCGCUGGAGAAGACGCAGGAGGCCUUCGACCGCGUGCGCACGCUCUGGACCAUGGUCGAGCGCUGGGACGAGGACUACCACUCCUGGAUCCGCGACGACUUUUUGAGCCAGAACGCGAACUCGGUCGACCGCGACGUCAAGCUCUACGUCCGCGGCGCGUCGAACCUGAAGAAGAAGAUGGCCAACCCCAUCAUCGACAAGCUCUGGGACCUGACGAACGCCAUGAACGACAAGAUGCCCCUCGUCCGCGAGCUCGGCGACCCGGCGCUGCGCGGCGCGGAACUCGACCGCCGGAACGCCCCGCGCUGCAGCACGACCACUGGGCGGUCAUCUUCAAGGAGCUCGGCGAGCCGUGCCCGCUGGACCUGAACUUCACGCUGGACCAGCUCUUCCGCGCGGGGCUCCUGGACCACCGGGACUUCAUCCUCGACGUCUGCGCCGAGGCGAAGAAGACGGCGACGCGCGCGGAGGUCGCGGCGUGCCUCGAGGACAUCGUCGACAAGAUCGAGGGCCGCGG